AUGUCCUAUCUAAUCAUCACUCCAGUGUCUGCGAAAGCCCUCUCUAUGUGUACGCUUGAUAAGUCGCUGAAAACCACUGAGGAAGUAGCUCUUCAGAUCUUCUUGCUUUGCCAGUUUGGUGUUGGAACUGUGGCCAAUGUCUUUCUGUUUGUCCAUAAUUUCUAUCCAGUCUUGACUGGUUCUCAACAGAGUCCCAGACAGGUGAUUUUAAGCCACAUGGCUGUGGCCAAUAUCUUGAUUCUCUUCAUCACUAUAUUUCCAACCAAUGUGAUGACUUUUGCUCCAAGAAAUCCUCCAACUGACCUCAAAUGUAAAUUAGAAUUCUUCAUUCGCCUAGUGGCAAGAAGCACAAACUUGUGUUCCACCUGUGUCCUGAGUAUUUAUCAGUUUGUCACUCUUGUUCCUGUUAAUAGAGGUAAACUCAUACUCAGAGCAAGUGUCCCAAGUUUGGCAAGGUAUUCUUGUUACAGUUGUUGGUUCUUCAGUGUCUUAAACAACAUCUACAUUCCAAUUAAGGUCACUGGUCCACAGAUAGCAGACAAUAACACUGACUGUAGAAGCAAGUUGUUCUGCUUCACUUUUGGAUACAGUAGAGUCAUUUUCUUCUUGAGGAUUGCCUAUGAUGCCACAUUCAUGAGCAUCAUGGUCUGGACCAGUGUCUCCAUGGUACUUCUCCUCCAUAGACAUCACCAUAAAAUGCAGCAUAUCUUUACUACCAAUCGACACUACAGAGGCCAAGCUGAGACUAGAGCAACCAGUACUAUCCUGAUGCUGGUGGUCACAUUUGUUAGCUUUUAUCUUCUAAAUUUUACUUGCAUCAUCAUUCAAGCCCUUGUUACAGAUUCUCAUGCAUUUGUGAGGCAUUGGAGUGAAGCUUUGGUCACAGGCUUUCCCACUAUCUCUCCCUUACUGUUGAUCUUCAGAAAAUCUAAGGAUCCUUGUUCUGUGUUCUUCCGAUUGUUGAAAUCCUGA
Mus musculus (house mouse) is the source of this 972-nucleotide messenger RNA. It is a transcript of the gene Vmn1r179, whose product is annotated as vomeronasal 1 receptor 179. The record is from RefSeq and is marked provisional. Gene Ontology annotation, molecular function: G protein-coupled receptor activity; pheromone receptor activity. The transcript has a single exon. Bases 1 to 972 code for a protein of 323 amino acids. Lineage: Eukaryota; Metazoa; Chordata; Mammalia; Rodentia; Muridae. Gene Ontology annotation, cellular component: plasma membrane; membrane. Gene Ontology annotation, biological process: sensory perception of chemical stimulus; signal transduction; G protein-coupled receptor signaling pathway.